AUGCCCCGCGCCGCGCCCGUGCUGGAUGAGCUCACGGAGGAGGUGGCGGACCCCAUCUCAGGCUGCUUCGGCUCGAUGCAGGAGGAGAACGGGCGUUUGAGGCGGGAGCAGAUGGUGAGGGAGGCGAGUGACCGGGCGGAGAGGGAGUUGAGGAGGGUGGAGGGCGAGUUGAGGAGGGUGGAGAGGGAGUUGGAGAGGGAGAAUGAGUUGAGGCGGGGUUUUGAGGAGGAGAGGAGGAGGGAGAGGAGGGCGGGUCGUGAGGACACCCGUCGCCGUGGCGAUUGA
Messenger RNA from Fimicolochytrium jonesii, 285 nucleotides. RefSeq lists its product as uncharacterized. The coding region runs from base 1 to 285 and encodes 94 amino acids. The record is from RefSeq and is a predicted model, not a curated record. Lineage: Eukaryota; Fungi; Chytridiomycota; Chytridiomycetes; Spizellomycetales; Powellomycetaceae. The transcript is spliced from 3 exons.